CUGCGUGCAUCCUCUAUUGUCCGCAGUCCGCAGCAGCUCGCAGCACUCUCCCCUGUGUCGUCCCACACACACAGACACACACAGACACGCACACACGCACACACACACACACCCGUAGUCAAGGCAGGUUGUGACUUCUGCGUCGUUUGGUAAAUGGUCGCCAUCCUAUGUCCACUUGAACUUCAAUCUACUCCACCCCUCCAUCCUACAAGACUAUCCGACUCAGCCUCGCGGUCUUUCUUUUCUCUCACUGCCUCGACUACUCUUCCUAUACGAAGUCCGGGCUUGCGGCUUCUGCAUUGUGCCGCAGUCUUUCCCCUCAUCAUGUCAGCAUUGGCUUUCAAGGUAGCAUCGCCUCCCGCACGUGACCACUCACAAGGCACUGCCAAGGCGCUUGACUUCACCUGCACAUGGACCGCCAAACGGGUUUACUGCCUUCGCGCACGACAACCCCAACUCCCAUCUACCAUUCCCCAUCAUCCUGCGUCGGUAUUCACGGCGCAUCGCAUCCCCGUUCAUCUUCUGCUUUAGUAUUCGUCGCGCACACGUGCUCAGUCGCUACGAUGAGCUACGAGACUGACACAUAUGACCAGCGCGACUCUGGCCGCGAUCGCUCGCCCCGUCGUCGAUCCCGCUCACCUCGUCGUUCACGACGUUCAUACUCUCCUCGCAGUCGAUCUCGCAGUCGCGACGACUAUCGCCGAAGUGACCGCCGCUCGCGCUCGCCUGCAGGUGGUGCUCAAGGCACGGGUGG
This is a messenger RNA of Aaosphaeria arxii CBS 175.79, 754 nucleotides long. RefSeq lists its product as uncharacterized. The record is from RefSeq and is a predicted model, not a curated record. The coding region runs from base 154 to 531 and encodes 125 amino acids. The transcript has 2 exons. NCBI's taxonomy places the organism in Eukaryota, Fungi, Ascomycota, Dothideomycetes, Pleosporales.